AUGGAUCACAGGGAGAGCGACGAGGAAGUGGAGAGCAGCGUGGGCGGGGUGGCGCCGAGGGAUAUGGAGAGUAACGCGUCGAGCUUCUUCGACGACGAGGAGAUGGGCAUAAGGGAUCCCCUGCUCCGUUGGCAGAUCGGGAAUACCACGUCGCAGCUCGCCGUCGUCGGCGCCAACGUCUGCCCCAUCGAGAGCUUGGACUACGAGGUUGUGGAGAAUGACAUAUAUAAAGAAGACUGGAGAUCAAGGAAAAAGGAACAGAUAUUUCAAUAUGUACUUCUCAAAUGGACCUUCGCACUUCUUAUAGGCUUGGCUACUGGGCUAGUUGGAUUCUUCAACAACCUUGCUGUUGAGAACAUAGCUGGAUUUAAGUGGUUGCUGACAAGUAAUCUCAUGCUCAAGCACAGGUAUCAUGAAGCAUUUGCUGUGUUUGCUGGCUGUAAUGCAAGUCUGGCAGCAGCUGCCUCUGCCUUAUGUGCUUAUCUUGCUCCUGCAGCAGCUGGAUCUGGCAUACCCGAAGUGAAAGCUUACCUAAAUGGCAUUGAUGCUCAUCCAAUUCUGGCUCCUAGCACACUGUUUGUAAAGAUAUUUGGCUCCAUAUGUGGUGUCUCUGCUGGAUUUGUGUUGGGUAAGGAAGGGCCUAUGGUACAUACUGGGGCAUGCAUAGCAUCCCUACUUGGUCAGGGUGGAUCACGCAAGUACCACCUGACAUGGACAUGGCUCAGAUACUUCAAGAACGAUCGGGAUCGUCGAGAUCUGAUAACCUGUGGAGCGGCUGCAGGCGUGGCAGCUGCCUUCAGAGCCCCCUUGGGUGGGGUCCUCUUUGCUUACGAGGAAGCAGCAUCCUGGUGGCGAAGUGCUCUGCUUUGGAGGACAUUUUUCACGACAGCUGUAGUUGCUGUGGUCUUGAGAACCUUCGUAUAUUUCUGCCGCAGUGGAAACUGUGGGCUCUUUGGGAAAGGAGGAUUGAUAAUGUUUGACCUCAGCUCGAACAUUAGUGCCUAUGGAACACCAGAUCUGAUAGCAGUAGUUCUUCUUGGAGUCAUUGGUGGUGUUUUGGGAAGUCUAUACAACUUUCUUAUAGACAAGACACUUCGCAAAUAUAGCAUCAUCAAUGAGAGAGGAGUUCCAUUUAAGAUCCUUCACGCAGUGGCUAUCUCACUCUUGACUUCUUGCUGCUCAUAUGGACUUCCUUGGCUGGUCAAAUGCACGCCAUGUCCUCCAGAUAUCUUGGAUCAGUGCCCAACCAUUGGUCGCUCAGGCAACUACAAGAACUUCCUGUGUCCACCAAACCACUACAAUGACCUUGCUUCCCUCUUUCUCAACACCAACGAUGAUGCCAUCCGUAACCUUUUCAGUGGUGGCACUAACAAUGAGUUCCAUAUUUCCACUCUCAUCAUCUUUUUCGCGGGAGUUUAUUGUCUUGGCAUUGUUACUUACGGCAUUGCAAUCCCUUCUGGCCUCUUCAUCCCAGUCAUAUUGGCUGGAGCCUCCUAUGGUCGACUGGUGGGGACUCUUCUUGGUCCUAUCUCUAAACUAGAUGAAGGUCUCUUUGCCCUCCUUGGUGCAGCUUCUUUUCUUGGUGGAACUAUGAGAAUGACAGUCUCAGUUUGCGUUAUACUUCUUGAGCUCACCAACGAUCUUAUGAUCCUCCCCUUCGUAAUGCUUGUUCUCCUCAUAUCUAAAACUGUUGCUGAUUGCUUCAACAAAGGGGUCUAUGAUCAAAUGGUGAAGUUGAAAGGUUUCCCUUUCAUGGAGGCUCAUGCUGAGCCUUACAUGAGGAACUUGAAGGCCGGCGACGUGGUGUCAGGCCCACUCAUCACCCUUGCUGGGGUUGAAAAGGUGGGAAAUAUAGUUCAUGCUUUAAAAUGGACACGUCAUAAUGGAUUUCCUGUAGUUAAUGAACCACCUUUCUCUGAUGCACGAGAGUUGUGUGGUCUUGCAUUAAAGUCACAUCUGCUUGUGCUGCUCAAGGGAAAGGGAUUUACAAAGGAGAGAGUGUCAACUGGUGCAGCAGAUGUUUUGCGGAGAUUUGAUCCAUUUGACUUUGCUAAGGCAGGAUCUGGAAAGGGUGUGAAGCUGGAAGAAUUAGAUAUUGAUGACGCAGAGAUGGAAAUGUAUGUAGACCUCCACCCAAUUGUCAAUAGAUCACCAUACACAGUGAAAGAGACGAUGUCUCUGGCAAAGGCUGCAGUUCUUUUCAGAGAGCUCGGACUUAGGCACCUGUGUGUUGUGCCAAAGUCUCCAGGGGGGUCUCCAGUUGCAGGGAUUCUUACUCGACAUGAUUUCAUGCCAGAGCACAUUCUUGGACGUUUUCCUCACCUCAAGAACCACUAGUAGCAUGAGACAAGAAUCAAACGUAUCGCUACCUUCUCUCCAUUAUUAUUUGUGGAGAUAUUUUACAUGCAUUAUGGUUCCAUGUACAUCUUGAUUGCAUUUUAUUUCCUAGA
Musa acuminata AAA Group (dessert banana) is the source of this 2450-nucleotide messenger RNA. RefSeq names its product chloride channel protein CLC-c-like. The record is from RefSeq and is a predicted model, not a curated record. Bases 1 to 2337 code for a protein of 778 amino acids. The transcript has 7 exons. Gene Ontology annotation, molecular function: voltage-gated chloride channel activity. Gene Ontology annotation, biological process: transmembrane transport; chloride transport. Lineage: Eukaryota; Viridiplantae; Streptophyta; Magnoliopsida; Zingiberales; Musaceae. Gene Ontology annotation, cellular component: intracellular membrane-bounded organelle; plant-type vacuole membrane.